Messenger RNA from Bathycoccus prasinos, 2541 nucleotides. RefSeq lists its product with no specific name. The coding region runs from base 1 to 2541 and encodes 846 amino acids. The record is from RefSeq and is a predicted model, not a curated record. Gene Ontology annotation, molecular function: protein kinase activity; ATP binding. The transcript is spliced from 2 exons. NCBI's taxonomy places the organism in Eukaryota, Viridiplantae, Chlorophyta, Mamiellophyceae, Mamiellales, Bathycoccaceae. Gene Ontology annotation, biological process: protein phosphorylation.
AUGAGUUCGUACUUCGGAUCAGCGAUCGGCUCUCUCUUCCAAUCCGGUCCAAAGCUCGCGCACGAUAUCGUCGGCGGCGAAAUCAUCUCCUCCUCGCGAACUUUGUUCGGCUCGCAUUGGAAAACGUUCGAGGGCAAAUCGCAGGAAACCGGCGAGAUGGUGACUGUAUUCACGUGCAAGAUUAAAGACAAGGAGAAAGAACGAGUGGCGUUAGAGUUAGCCAGGAACGGGGCGAAACGUUUGAAAUUGUGCAAACACCCGAACGUGUUGCAAGUGAAAGAAACGUUAGAGAUCGAGAGUGGGAACGAGAUUACCAUUCACGUGGUCACGGAAAAAUGCGUGCAGUUAGAAGAUCACUUGAAAGAUGUGCCGAAGGGGACGCAUCAGAGAGACGAAUAUUUUGCGUUGGGCAUUCGCGAAGUCGCGACUGGGAUUGCGUUCUUGAACAACGCGGUUGGAUUAGUCCACGGCGCGAUAGGGUUGUCCUCGAUUGUCGUGACGGAAAAUUUAGAGUGGAAAAUCGCCGGGUUCGAUUUAGUCUCCGAAUUGAACGAGAUUGGACGAGGGGUGAACGGGCAGGCGUCUAUCGUGCACGGCGCGUAUAUGGUUCCAGAUCAGUAUAAACCGGACGAGUAUCGCAGAGGCGAUUGGCAGUCCGUUCCGGAAGGGCCGCCGUGGGCCAUCGACUCGUGGGGGUUGGGAUGUUUGAUUAGAGAAGUUUACGGCGGCGGGGCGAUGACGAGCGCGGAACAGUUGAGAGACAUUCAACACAUACCGAAGGUGUUAUUGAAAGAGUAUCAAAAGUUGUUGGGGAGUCAACCGGCGAGACGAUACAAUCCUAAAAAGUUGAUUGAAAACUCAACCUUGUUCGAGAACAAAUUGGUUGAAACGAUUGCCUUCAUCGACAACUUGAGCUUGAAAGACGCCAUCGAGAAAGAAUAUUUUUUCAGACACUUACCGAGAGUUAUGGAAGGUUUGGCAACGGUCACGGUUGAAAGAAAAAUUUUACCAAAACUAUGCUCCGCUCUCGAAUUCGGCGCUGCGCCGGCGUUAGCCAUCACCCCGAUGUUGCAAGCGGCGAAAAAUUUACCGGUUGAAGUCUUCGAGAAGAAAAUUAUCCCAACCAUCGUGAAGUUGUACGACAAAACAGACCGAGCAAUUCGCGUGGCAUUGUUGGAGCACCUGCAAAAAUACGUCCACGCGAUGGACGAAAAGAUGACGGAUGAAAUCAUCUACGAUAAGAUAUCGACUGGAUUUAACGAUCAAGAUCCGUUUGUGAGAGAGUUGACUUUACGCACGGUGUUAUUGUUGGCGCCGAAAUUAACGCAACGAACGUUAGGGUCGAGUUUGUUGAAGCACUUAUCUAAGUUACAAGUGGACGAACAACCGGCUAUUCGAGCAAACACGACGAUUUGUCUAGGAAACGUGGCGACGUAUUUAUCGGAAUCCACGGCGAAGAGAGUUUUGUGUAAUGCGUUUACGAGGGCGUUGAGAGACGCGUUUCCAAACGCGCGACAGGCUGGUUUGAUGGCGUUAAAAUAUACCACGCAAUAUUAUGAGCCAGUUGAACUUUCCUCGAGAAUCGUACCGUCCAUUGCGCCUUUAAUGACUGAUGUCGAGCAAUCAGUCCGAGAGGAGGCGUUUGAGACUAUGAAUGUCUUCAUGGAAAUUCUUCGAAGAAACUCAAACGCGAUGAAAUUAGGCCCGGAAGAAGCGCAAAGAAUGUUAGAAGCGGAACAAGCCGAAGCGCACGAGAAAGCGAAGAAGAAAGCGAGCAAAGCUGGAUCGAUGUUAUCGUGGGCGGUUGACAAGAUGGCCAAUGCAGUUGGUCAAGUCGGUAGCAACGAUAGCGAUAGCGUAAACAACGGCGAUAACAUCGAUUUGAACAGCGAGGUGUUUGCGGCGAAAAGUUUCGGGUCCUCGGCACCGCCGCCAAGAUUGUACGGUUUAACUCCAAACGCGAGUCCGAACCCGUCGCCAAACCCGAGUCCAGCGCAAGCGGUAAAAUCUCGAGGCGGUGGGUACGUCAACAACUCCAGUCCGAUUUACGAAGAACAGCCGCCUCCGUCGUUGAAGAAUUUCGGAAGUGAGGAAGAUCUUAGUCAUAACAAUAAUAAUUUUAAUAGCCGAGAACAAGCACCAGCAGGGACAACGAAAAAUCCUUCGGACGGAUGGGGUGAUAUGGACGACGACGACGACGACUACUCUGGAUUCGAUAAAGAAGAAGAAGAAGCGAGAGCGCGUUUGAGUAAAAUGUCCACCACGUCGUCGCGACCGGCGACGGCUGCCCGACCGGGAGGUUCUCUUGCCGGCAUGGGAGCGAAGAAAAUGAGCAACGCGAGCGCCACGAGCGAUGGAUGGGGGAGCGAAGACAUGGACGAAGCCUUCGCCGCGCCUGCUCCGGCAGCGCAAAGACGACCGAUGAACAGUGGCGGGCACGUCAGUCUAGGCGCGAAGAAACUCGGCGCGAAACCUCUAAAGUUGGGCGCCAAAAAAGUACUCUCGGCGAAAGAUAUCGACUUAGAGUCGAUGCUAGGAUAA